Messenger RNA from Anneissia japonica, 6260 nucleotides. RefSeq names its product tudor domain-containing protein 3-like. Gene Ontology annotation, biological process: mRNA processing. The coding region runs from base 145 to 2535 and encodes 796 amino acids. Lineage: Eukaryota; Metazoa; Echinodermata; Crinoidea; Comatulida; Comatulidae. The record is from RefSeq and is a predicted model, not a curated record. The transcript has 13 exons. Gene Ontology annotation, molecular function: RNA binding; protein binding. Gene Ontology annotation, cellular component: cytoplasm; nucleus.
UUGAUCAAAAUACACCAAUGAAAAUCGUACCAACUUUUCCGAAGGGGCCAAGGAUCUCCGAACAUUGACCUGAAAGCGACCAAUCGCGGAUCAUUUUACAUUUUAUUUCCGAUAGAUGGUGUAUUCUGGGCUACGUGUGUGAGGAUGGAGAACACGCUAGCAAAGAAAGGAUGGCACCUCACUUCUAAUGGAUUACAAAGAUGUAAAGACGGCCUUCCUAUUGGCAAUGCAGACGCAGUCAUCAAAAAUGCUCUUAACAUUGACUUGCGUCACAUUGGUGACAAGUUCCUGCCAGCUGAUAUCAACAAGGGCAAGAUGGAUGCUUUACAAGGACCAUGUGUGCUACAAGUGUUAAAAGUUCGGAACAUCGCCGCACCGAAGAUCAAUGAAGGGUCAACAUUUGCUCCGCGGAUGAUAAAGGUCUCAUUAACAGAUGGCCAUACAACUUGCACCGCUUUAGAAGUUGAACCAAUACCAAAAAUUAGUGUGGAAACGGCUCCCGGAACCAAGCUUCAUCUUUCUGGGUCAAUUCCAAUGCACCGAGGGUUUCUUUUGCUUAAUGGGGGCAACACUAAAUGCCUUGGAGGCAAAGUCGAAGAACUGUAUUCAAAAUGGCAGGUUGCGAAGAGCUUAGCGACUCAUAGUCGGUCAACACGCCAAGAUGGUGGCCCGCCCCCAUGGGUUGAAUUUGGGCAAGGUGUGCAAAUGGGUGUUCAGAGAAUGGGUGGCAGAAGGGGAGACUUGAAGAAGUCACUGGAGUCUCAGAGGGAGCACACGGAACUUGAUAAGGAGUUUGAGGAACAGAGGAAGGCCACCAUUCAGGAACUGACCAAAAAUAAACAAGACAAGUCUCUUGGUGUUGGCAAGGUGAACACAGCGGACAGGGGACGGCAAAAGGAAAACCGAAACAGCGGUCCAGUGGAUCGAAAUAAUAGGGAAAGUGGAGGGAAAUUCCAGAAACCAAAACAUGAGGGGGUUUAUAGGGAGCUAAACUACAAGCCAAAUUUGGUUAAUGACAAAGAUGUGCGGAAAUUAGUGGAUAUGGGCUUUACCAAAGAUGUUUCCACCACAGCUUUGAAAGCCCAUAACGGUAACUUUGAUGAAGCGUUGGACUCUCUGAUAUUAGAGUCGAGCUUCGGAAGUAACGGACCGAGGCAGGGAAGACAAUCCUGGUCUAGCAAUGGUAAAACUGAAUAUAGGAGAGGAGGUCGAGAUGAGGAUCAUAAUCGGCGAGAUGAUUUUUCGAGGAGGGAUAACGACAACAGGUGGAAGGACAACGACACCAGGAGAAAAGAUAGCGAUACUCGUAGAAAUGGAGAUGAAUAUAGAAGACGUGAAAGGGAUGAUGUUAAGAAAGGUGGAAGACGCAAUAGGAAUGAGGAGGAGGAAGAAGAUGGUGGCAGCAGACCAUCUGGUCCAUCCACGUUGUUUGAUUUUCUGGCAACCAAACUAGGUGGCGAGACAAAUAGCACAGAAAAAUCGAAGCCGACUAGAAAGAUUAAUUCAGAUUAUGAACAGCCGGCAUCAGUGAAAGAGGCAGGAAUAACCUUCCAACAUCGAACAUCAAGACGACAGACAGACGAUGGAGGUAAUGGCCGAGAAGAUGACCAUAAGGGCGGCCAAAGAACUGGAGCAAGAGAUUCCCGAAACAAAAACUGGCAGGAUAAUCUACCACCUCGCUUCCGAAAGGAUCAAUCUAAUUCCCUCCCUAGUAGCUCUCGUAGUUCACAUCACGAUUAUGAUCAUGAAGAUGACCGCCAUUACGCUGAUUAUGACAGGACUUCAUACAAUAACGGCGGCCAUAGGUCACAUCGUCAUGGAAACUAUAAUAAACAAUCUGAUCACGAGCAUUCAAAUAGUGACAGGCAGAGAAAUUAUGAAAAGCGAUCUAAGUUCAAGGAUCAGAGGUCAUACGAUUCCUCACGAAAACACGAAAGACCAGCGAGUUAUAACGGAGACGAUUAUUAUGACCGCUCAUCAAAUCAUCCAAGGCAAAGACACUACAGAAACGAGGGGCAGGAUGGUCAAAAUAAGAACUGGAAUACAUACAAUCAGGGGGGCGAGGGUGAACUUAAUAGUCCGACUGCCCAAACAGCCUUAGUAUAUGAACAACCGUCGCAACCCAUUACGAUGGUUCAGCCACAAAUGGUAGCAGUGUUCCAGUGGAAGCCUGGGGAUUCAUGUUUGGCAAUGUGGAAUGAUGGUGUGUUUUAUCCGGCUAUAAUUCAAAACAUAGAUCCGACCGGACAGAAUUUUGUUGUGUACUAUGAAGAUUACGGAGACUAUGCCAAUAUACAAGUUGGCGACCUACGGCCAUAUCUUGGACAGUGGCAGACUACACAGUUGAUGUAUUCAAACUCCAUGAGUCAGCCUGCACCGGCACAGGUCAUGGAUAGCUAUCAGGGACCGCUCUCAGGUACGCUAGAAGUCCGGCGAGGGGGGCAAGGUUUGAAAAGGUUCAAUGUACCUCCAAGGGAGAAAAGAGGAGCACGGCCAUCCGCACAGGUUUACACCCCUCCUAGCGGUAGAAGUUGAUGACAGUAUAGACCGGUUAAGAUUUUGGUGAGAGAAAUUAACUCUGACCAUGAUUUCCAUGAGGUCAAGGUUCAGAGUUCAUAAGGAUAGGCAUUAAAGUAUUCCAGAGAAACCAAACAUAUCUUGUUUUGUAAUGAUGCAAAAUUGAUAUCUGAUAUUGCUACAGUAUACACUGCCAGGGCAGAGCCAACUAGUAUAGGGGAGUGCAUGAUUGAUGAAAUGGUUGAUUGAUGGAUGGAAUGAUUGAUUAACAAGAUUAAUAUAUUGAAUGGUUAGUUGAUUAUGAUGAUUGGUUGAUUAAAUGUAUAAUUAUCUAAUUGACUGGUCAAUUGAAAAUGAAUGAUUGAUCAUAGAAAUGAAUGAAUGAUUAAUGAUUAAGUGAUUGAUUAAUUAUUCAAUUCAAUAAGUGCAUGAUUGACUAAAUAAGCAAAUGAAUAAAUAAUUGAUAACUGAUCAAUUGACUGGGAAUGAUUGAUUGAUUGAAUGAAUGACUGGUUGGUUGGUUGACAUGUUGACUGAUUGAAUGAUGGAAGAUAAGGAAUUGUGAUUGUUCAUGGUACAUGUCAUACAUAUGAAUAUAAGAAAAUAUAUAAAGGUUGCCUAUAUAACUAUUUACCCCUUCCCAAUUUUCUUCACACCCUCUAUCCCACCCUCAAAUCCCCACCUCCUAUUUUUCUUACCAACUCUUAGAGGUGAUUGGUGUAAUAAAUCCAUCCCGUAAUAUCAUAACCUAAACUAAACAUAUCUUUUGAAAUUUUUGUUAUUUUAUAUACAGUAAAAAUGUAUUUAAUGGUACAACAUAUAGCAUAUUUUUUAGUGAACAAAAGCUGAAUUGUAUGAAGAAUUUAAUUUUAUGAUUUAUAUUUUGUCAUUCAUAAUGUUUUAUUUGGUGUUUGUGAUGUUUUAUGAUAAUUGUCUCCACACCUUGAAUAAUAAUUUUUAAAAACGAUGAAAAAUAAAUAGAAAAUUAAUUGGUGACUUUAAAUUUAAUUACAAUUUCAAUCAUAUAUCGCUUGCUUCGCUAAAUUAUAUGCAACUUGCUGUAGAUUUUUCAAUAAUUUUAGCUGAUUGAAUUUAAUAUCUAUCGAUUUCUUCAUGAUUUGAUAAUUCAGUGGCUUAUAGUAUUGAUAAGAUUAUUAUUGAUGUACUUUUUCAUAUUUCUGCAUCAGUGGUGAUGCCAGCAGGGAAAGGAGGAAUAUUCCGCCAUCGGACAGGCCUGGACCUACAGUCGCCCGAUACCAUAACGAGGUCGUCCGACCAAAAAUAUAAUUUCCCUAUCCAAAAAGUUAUUUUUGAUUGCCGAUUCCUAAUAUUAUGGUCUAAAAGCACAGUUUUGGGCCAUACUAAGCCAUAAAAACUCUCCCCCUAAACCCUACUAAGAAUUUUUAUUCCGGGACCUGAUCAAGGUUCUAGUCGGCCCCUUGGUUAGGACCAGUCAGCCCCUUGGUUAGGACCAUGCUGUUGGACAUGUCAAACCACCUCGUCAGCAAAUUUCUGGUGCCACCACUUUUCUGCACCAGUUGUGAUAUUUUUUAAUCGGUUUAGAAAAAACAGCUGUAAUUUGUCAAAAAAGAUUGUUGCUCAAACUCAAAAAAUGAUAAGUUGUCUAUUUUUUAUUUGGCAAAUACAUCAAAAUUAUAAAUUUUAAAGAUUUAAUUACAUAUUAAGAAAAAAUUGGUAAAUCAACCUCUAAUAGUAUUUGGAAUUUGUCAGGUUUAUACAAAAUAUUUUUAUAAAACAGUGAUGUUAUGUCAAAAGGCUUGUACUGUAUUUAUAAUAAUGUGUAAGUUUUGUCUCGAAGGUAAAACAAAUAAAAAAUAGUGAAUGUAUUCAGAUGAAGUGGCAUCGUAGCUUGAUGCUCAGCUUACAAACAAAGUUUCUGUGUUCAAAUCCCUAGGAUUCUAAAAGUUAUUUAUGAAACUGAAAACUGCUCAACUGUUUUUUAAUGAGUAGUUCUUAACUUUCGUAUAAUCUAUUUCAGUGACUGAAAAAAUCAGCCUGACAGGAAAAAAAUUAAUGACUUAUUUCUUGGGUUACACAAUAAUUUAUGAGUAAUCUAACAAAUACAGCUUGCCCAGGAAAAAUCUAGCAACAAAUCUAGAAGGUUUUAAUGGAAAACUGAUUGUCCGAGUUGUUGGACACAUGUAGGCCUAAUUUAUAUGACUCUGAGCCUAAUAAUUCUCCAUUUUUUAGGGACAAAUUUCCGUAGCAACCAUGGAAGUCCCUAGAAUUUGGAGCUCUGUGUAUUGUACUUUGGUUACAAAAUAUUCAUUGUUCUUCGAUUAUGUAUUUCAUAUAUUCAAUUUCAAUUCAUGCUUGUUCUUCAGUUAAUGAAGUGUGUGACGCAGUAGUAAUGUUUUGACCUUUGAGGGGAUUGGUUCAAAUCUGGUGAUGGUUAAAUUGUUUAUGUUCAUGGAUCACAGGCUUAACUCUUUCCACCCUUGAUUGGAGUAUAAAUGGAUAAUUUAAACUUAAAAUAUUUCUCAAGGAAAGAUGUUUGCAUAGUGUGUAUGGUUUAUUUGGGAAUACAGUGAAAAUUCUAGUCCGGACUAUCAAAUUUUCUUUGACGAAAAACUGAUGUAUGCCCAUAUAUGGUCGUGAUGUGCCUAUAUAUGGUCAUGAUAUGAUGUCAUCAUGACCGAAUUUGUUCUGGUAUGUCACAUGUUUUUGUGAAACAAAAAUUUGAUAGUCAGGAUAGGGGUUAAGAAACCUUCCUGAGGAAGAGAGUACAGGUAGUAAUUUGUGCUCCCUUAAUGGAAUAGUUCUUACCACCAGGGUAGUUCUUUAAAGGAAGUGAUUAGUGCAUAGAGUUCCAAUAUUAUGCACUAUAAAACAGCACAGCUGAUAUAUGAUAUUAUAUACCGCAUACUUAGAUUCUUGGCAUCUGAUUGGUUAGGAAGCGGGCAAUAACUUCAACCAUUACUCCUAUGACGUAGGUUUGAAUGAUAGUUCAUUUUUCUCCGUGGGAGAAGUACUAUCACCCUAAAUGAUAGUUCAUUUUUGCCCUGUCGCGAUGUGUAACCUGUAGGCUGCUAUGUUGCUAUGUAAUUUAUGACACGAACGGACUGUAAAGGGUACACAACCUCUACGACUCUGAGAGAGAUUGGCCCUUUUAUCACCUAGCCCUAGGAAGUAAGCCUAGGCCUACAUGGUGUGUAGUGUCUUUUCAUUACAUUCUUAGGUCUCGUAGAAUCUAUGUAUGAGGUAUGUAAAACAAAUAUUGACUGCUCUAGAUUUGGGGAAUGGUGAAAUCAUUAGCGUCUUAGGGAUGUGGAGACCGUAGCCUAUCUUUCUUCGGCCUUGGGGAAGAUAGGCUACGGUCUCCACAUUACGUCGGGGCAAUAGAUUUCACUAUUCCUCUCAUGACUAGUUGAUAUUUGUAUACUAUGGCACUCCCUAUGGAUUGAAUUGAUAAUUAUUAGAAUACAUAUCACAAAAAUACCCAUACAUAAUCAAUUAUAUACAGUAGAUUUAUUUUCGAUAAAAACAAUGUUUUUAACCUGUAUGUAAGUGUAUGUUACUCUAUCUUAACUGAUAUUAAAUUAUAUUUUUUUCUGAAUACGUACGCUGGUUUUCGAAUGGUUAGCCUCAUAUCAUGUACAAAUGUUUUGACAUUAGUUCUUUGAAUAUUAUGAUUUAACUGUUGAUUACAUUUUGUCCAUGACAAUUUAAUUAGUACAGUAUCUCAAAAUAUAGUUUUUGUCUAUCAAACAAUUGAGUAUGAA